UAGUUUGAUUUUGUUCUCGCAAUAUGAACAUGAAUUGGAUGUCCAUCGUUUUGGUGCUUUGGUGUUUGGCCAGUGCGUCGGCUCGACAACCCAAGAUUUUGAGCAUUUUCAGCGUGGUCAGGUUCAAUAACUCGCCUUGUUUUGGAACAAACAACCGAAAUGGAACUUGCUACACUGCCGACGAAUGCGCUUCUAGAGGAGGCGCUGCAGCCGGCUCGUGCGCCCAAAGCUAUGGCGUGUGUUGUACAUUCUCGGUUGGUUGCGGAGGAACAUCUAACGAGAAUUGCACUUAUUUUGAAUCAAGUGGAAUCAGUUCAGGCGCUUGCCGGGUGAAGAUUUGUCGUUGUAAUGACAACAUUUGUCAGUUGCGGUUGGACUUUUCCAACUUCGUCAUUACCGGCCCCUCUACCCAAACUGUGGGCACGGGUAUGACAAUAGGGGGAGUGUUGGCUCCUGGGGCUACUUUGGUUGUUACACCUGCAACUCAGUGUUUGACUGAUUCAUUUUCCGUCACAAAUCCCGGAGGACAAUCCCCACCCACCAUUUGUGGAUCCAAUAGUGGCGAGCAUAUGUAUGUGGAUGCUUCCAGCUCUUGCAAUGAAUUAGCAUUCCAGUUGGGAAGUUCCACCAUUGAUGCUAGCUCUGUUUCACGGGGAUGGUCAAUAAAGGUAACACAAUACGCCUGUGACUACAACAAUUUGGCGCCAAAGGGAUGCACCCAAUACUUUUUUGGGACCACAACGGACACUGUUCAGACGUUCAACUUUGAUAGUGGUGUUCAUCUAGCCAAUCAGAACCAAAACAUUUGCGUCAGGCAAGAAGCUGGGAAUUGUCGUAUUUGUUGGACCGCUGUUAAUGACGACGACUUCGUGCUCUCAGGCCCCACUUCUUUAAUGUCGGGAUUUACUAAGAGUGGAAUGUGUUGCGGUUAUGGAAUGGAUGGACAAGGGGUCAAAGGCUAUGAUUGCGUCAUGAUCCCUGGAGCCGAGAAGAUGACCGAUCCGCGUGAUAUCUUGCAAGCAAAUUCAUUCUGCGGCAGGAGCAAAGGAUUGGUCACCAUGGAGGGCACCGUACCAGCCACUGUUUGCUCCUCUCAACAACCCUUUAACAUACGAUUUGUCAGCGACGCCUUUGAGAUGGAAGCAGAGACUCCAAUUCCUGGAAAAGGCUUUCGCCUCACAUACAUCCAAACCACUUGUUAACUAUUGCUUGUCUUUAAAUAUGACCUUUCAUGGUGAUAAUAUA
Tigriopus californicus is the source of this 1245-nucleotide messenger RNA. RefSeq lists its product as uncharacterized. The record is from RefSeq and is a predicted model, not a curated record. The transcript is spliced from 12 exons. Lineage: Eukaryota; Metazoa; Arthropoda; Copepoda; Harpacticoida; Harpacticidae. The coding region runs from base 24 to 1202 and encodes 392 amino acids.